This is a messenger RNA of Malassezia restricta, 1176 nucleotides long. Its product is annotated as short-chain dehydrogenase reductase. The transcript has a single exon. Gene Ontology annotation, molecular function: oxidoreductase activity, acting on the CH-OH group of donors, NAD or NADP as acceptor. Lineage: Eukaryota; Fungi; Basidiomycota; Malasseziomycetes; Malasseziales; Malasseziaceae. The coding region runs from base 1 to 1176 and encodes 391 amino acids. The record is from RefSeq and is a predicted model, not a curated record.
AUGUCCGACGUCCGUGGGCCUGUCACGCUGGAUGUGGUCCUACGGGCCCUGGAUCAGAUUCCAUUCUCGUGGCCAUUCGUAGGGAUUCUGCCGCUUCUGGCGCUCGUGUAUGAGAGACGCGGCGCCGAGUCGUGGUCGGGACUCGUGUUUCCCUGGCCCACCGUGUCGGAAUGGCACGACGUGCUCAUGGUGCGUCACCCAUUCGUGGUGGGCUGCAUCAUUUUCAUUCUUCUCAGAUACACGAGUAUGCACAUGUCGCGCCUUGCUCUGAAUCUCGGGGAGCCCAGGCCAGACAAGCCCGACUGGAAGGAAGAUGUCAUUGUGAUUACGGGGGGCUCUAUGGGCAUUGGCAAGGAGCUAGUUCAGAUUCUGUCGCGUGAGCACAAGGCCCGGAUGGCCGUGCUUGAUGUGCUUGAGCCGACCUACGCCGCUGCGUCUCACGGUGCUCCGGAUAUUUUGUACAUACGCACGGACGUGACGAGCGAACAGGCGGUGGCUCAGGCUCAGGCUCAGAUAAUCGAGCGGUUUGGCCGCUCGCCCUCGUAUGUCGUGAGUUGCGCUGGCGUCGCACCGGCUGGGGCAUUGCUAACGUCGCCUGUCAAGAUGUUCACGCGCGCGUUCGACAUUAAUGCAGCCGCGAACGUUGUCCUGGCUCAAGCGUUUUUGCCAGCCAUGAUCAGCAACAACCAUGGCCAUUUCAUGACGGUUGCCAGCUCAGCCUCGUACUUUUCGCUGCCAAAUCUGUGUGCCUACUCGAUGAGCAAGACCGCGGCUCUCGCGUUCCUCGAGUCGCUCCGCGCCGAGCUUCGUGCCGUAUACAAAGCGUGUCGCGUUCGCACAUCGGUCGUCACGCCGACCAAAGUCCGCACGGUCCUUGCUGAGGGCUUGAAUGAGGGUGAUGACGACUUCUUGAUGCCGGUGCUGGAGCCGAUUCAGGUCGCCCGCGCCAUGGCCGAUACGCUGAAUAGCGGGCUGAGCCGCAAUAUUUCGCUGCCUCUGGGCUCGGCAUUGCUGCCUUACCUGCGCGCCCUGCCUGAAUGGUACCGCGGCGCACUGCGUGCCAUGGGCAACACGGACGCGCUGGUCACACCCGAGUCUAUCUCACGUGGCCAGCAAGCUCUUCGGGGCCAUCAGAGCAAUCUGGACCACAUGAAAAAGUUGGGCGUACAUAGCUAA